Messenger RNA from Porites lobata, 4290 nucleotides. NCBI's taxonomy places the organism in Eukaryota, Metazoa, Cnidaria, Anthozoa, Scleractinia, Poritidae. The record is from the annotation of a GenBank genome assembly.
AUGGUCACGUGUCUGUCAGGUGUUACUAACUGUCAUGGACAACUGAUUGCUAACUUUCGCUAUUGGAUGUUACAAAUGGCUAUGAUGGAUAAAAUAUUGGAAGUCUGUCCGAACAUGCAAUAUGGUGGUCUAAAGAACAUUGUACGAAAUACAAGUAUGUUUCAGUAUACUAUCUGGGCCGUAAUAAAGACGUUACACUGAUCCAGAGAUCGAUACGGAAAUAAAAGAGAAAACAUUUUAGUUAUCUUUCUAAGACUUAAAUUUUAAGAUUAAAUAAAUAAUAUCUUAUUAUUUUUCAUGUUUUCAUUUGCGUCGAUCUCUCAGUUCUUCACAGUGAGGAUCAGUUUGCGGUUUUUACUUAGGGACGGACCAUUAGAAAACUUAUGGGAUGGGUGAUGGGGGGGGGGGGAUGCAGGCAAAGUACAAAAAAAAAAUUCGCCCAAGGGAAAAUUAAAUGAAAAAAAUUCUUGCACGCCAAUUAAUCCUAAAAAAUAUUCAUGCUAUGACCUAAAAAAAAUUCAUGCAACGAAUUUGAUAAGGAAAACAAAUUCCUGCUGCUCGAAAAUUCCCCUCCCCCCAUAACUUUUCUAAUGGUCCGUCCCUUAGAGUAAUCCAGGUUUAUUAACUAUCCGGCACUAUACCCACCUAUUUUUUGAUCUGGUUUUCCUUUAUCAGACUUUUUAUGUCUUACAGCAGGGGCUUCUGUUUACAGCUUGAAAAUGCCUUAUAAAUAUUUGCUUAUUUCCAUAGUUUGAACUAGUUACAACUAAAACUAGCUUAUAUCUUUGUCCUGAUUAGUUGAGAUUUCCUGACAAGAAUUGACUAAAGGACCCAAACCAUUCUCGACAAAUUAAAUUUCUGUCGUUUUUACUGUUAAUAUCUAUCAAGUUUCAUCCACUCAAACGGUGCCAAAAGCAUUUUAUAAGUAGAUUAUGUGAAAAUCGAGUUGCGAACUAGUAAAACAAGCGCAUUAUUUUAGAUAUCUUGAGGAGAACCUGUCUAACAUGAUAUCAAACGUAUAAUUGUAAAUUCUAUUUUUGGUAUCUCUUUCAUCAAUUGAUUUAUUCCCUUUCAUAUUUUUUCUACAGAGGUAGCUGAAGCUCAUCGCUACAUAGAUGACGUCGGUAAGAGAAUGUUCUAGCUUUCAGUAUUCGUUCAUCGAAGAUAUAAUCAUAGACAUAUUUAUCACAGACCUUUAACUUAAAACUUUCCAUGGGAAGCCGCAAACUUAAAACUGCAGUUUGCGUUUGCAGUCUGAGGUUAUGGCUUAAAAUUAUGUGAAGAAUGCGAGUUCGAGUUUGGUUCGACUUAAAAAACCUAACUAGCACAAAACAAGCUUGUAUAAAAUUCUAUUUCUUGCCUUGUCGCAGUUCAAUUUUGUGUACAAUUUAUUAACAGCAACGCAAUUGAAACAAGGUGAAAAGUUUCGACAGUAUUUCAUUUCUAUUUUAAUGUAAGGUUUUCCACCUUCGUUUUCUAUUUUAAAUAAUGUCUAUAGUCUUUGUUCAUUUGCAUUUUGAUAAUGGUGACAUGUCGUCUCCGAAAACUCAUGUUUUAGUAGCUUGCUCUUUAUCCUUAAAUGUUUUACAUUUUUUCGUUUUUAUUAUCACUAUCAUAUUAUUAUUAUUGUUAUUAUUAUUACAUUAUGGAAUCUCAGGUUUAAAAGGUUUACAUUGCCUGGUAAAUAAGGGACCUUUCAUUUUUUAUGGGGUAGGGGGGGCUGGUGGGAUUUGGAGGAGUAAUUUGAAAGUUGUAUGACCUCCCCCCCAAUUUCCGAUUUUUUUCGCAUGCCCCCCCCCCUCAUCAGAGUAAUUUUUUUGGAAGGCCCCCCGCCCCCCAUGAAUAAAAAAUACAUAAGGUAUUAAAAAAAUUACUGCAUUAAAAUUUCGUUUUGUUACAUUUCACGUAAUUUAGUGAAAGAAAGCUGAAAGCUAGAAAGCUGUCUUUAACAAAUCCUCACUCAAAAGAAUGAAAAGUCAAUUUCAGCUCUUCUUGUUACUGCUCGUCCUGAGCGUGUUGUAGCUGGCCGCUUGUCUACAUAUUCCUCGUCUGAGGCGAUAAAAGCAAGAACGACAUCAUUUGAGUCGUCUUCAGAGUCAGGGGCAUCACUCUUGUAAUCAUCAUCAGUUUCUUCUCCCUCAUUGCUUUCACCACUGCUCUCUAGUUGACCUGAUUCAUUGUUGCCUCUCACUUCGGCUUGACCUGUUCUGAGAGUAUUCAUCUGCGCUUCCCAAUUGUCUUCUUUAUCCUCCCUCCAUGACAAUUCCGGAAGCGUGCAUAAACGUUGAAGAUGUAGCAGCAUUGUUGCUAACACGGGAUGCAGCAUUCAUCGCUCACCUACUGCAAUCAAGCUACUUCAGCAACGCAGCACAAAGCAGGCUUAUUACCAACCUUAAGCCAGAAGUAAGAAACAGGAUGUAUUGCUUCCUGCAUCCUGAAGAUUAUAGCUCAAACGUCGGAGACACGAACAAAGAGGAAGAAGAAAACGACGAAGAAGAGGAAGAAGAGGAAGACAACGAAGAAGAACAGGAGGAAGAAGAAGAGGAACACAGCGACGACGAGAUCGAAGAGAACGUCGAAAAUGAGGAAGGGGACACCUCGUAGUAGUUUCAUGCCCCUCCCAUUAAAUUUCUCAGAGAAAAGCUCUGGUAACGAGGUCAGUUCCAAUUCAGGACUCAAAUCAUUGGUUUUAAUUAUAUGACCUUGACAACAACAUUUUUAUGAAUGAAAAGAAAGUUGUUGCUAUUCAAGACUGUUAUUAUGGUAUGUUCACUGUCCUUAUAAAAUAUAAAAGCUGUUGAGAAGUUUUCUUGUUACCCUGGAACCGUUUUAGCAUAUUUGUUAUAAAUAAAAGAGCACAAUUUUUCUUCCAUUUGUAAACAUCUCUUAUCCUAUUUUUAAUCUAAUUUUUUCGUCCGACCCCCCCCCUUUCCUUCAUUUUUUUCGGCUGGCCCCCCCCUUUCAAGCACAUUUUUUCGAGUGCCCCCCCCAAAUCCCACCAGCCACCCCCUCUCUCAUAAAAAAUGAAUGGUCCCUAACCCUUGGGAGCAAGCAACAACAAGUUCCUAAACGGCCCACAGGAGUCGUUACAUUUGAGUCCCUAAAUAGCCAAAACGUUCCGUAAUAGUCCAGCUGUUCCCAACAGAGCAGCUUUCUGGAUCACUGCAAGUCUGAUGGUAACGUUAAGCUUCUCCGCGUAUUUGUCAAACAAAUCGGAUAUAGCUAUUAAUGCCCCAAUCGCAACUGGCGCAACCGUCGCUUUCUUCAGCUUCCACAACUUUCUUAUUUCUUCUCGAAGAAAUUGGUACUUCUCUAUUUUCGCCAGUUCCUUGUCUUUUACCCGUGCAUCUCAAGGGAAAGCGAUGUCUAGGAUCUCAGCCUCCUUUAUUAUUAUUAUUAUUGUUAUUAUUAUUACUAUUAUUUAAAACUCUGGACUUCCUGCAAGAGGUAUUGACCGUAUCUGAGCCGCAAGGAAUGUAUCUGGGAAAUCGUUAUUGACACAGUGAUGGUAUUUUUAUGAUUUACAUAAUUCUUAAUGUUAUAUAGUGCUUAAUUCUUACUUGAAAUAUUUCGUAAAUUAUGAACAUAUUUUUGAAGUUGAAUAAAAUUAUUAUUAAUUAUGAUUUAUUAUUAUAAUUUAUGUUUUUAUUAUUAUAUUAUUGUUAUUAUUAUCAUCAUCAUUAUUAUUAAUAUUUGAUGUAAACUCUCCAGUUCAUGAGGCCUACAAAUAAUUCACAAACUCAUUGAUGAAAUAAUUCUUAAAGACAAAAACAAAAGAAAUUAAUGUUUAAUGAGUGUCUUUAUAUCUGAUAAAUACACGGCUAAACUUAACGUCCAGUUUUUUAGACCAAAAUAACCCCAAAUCAAAAUAUUGGUGCAAGAAUGAGUUGAUCUAUAUCAAAGAUUUUGAAGCCGUUCAAAAAACUAAGGGUCUUGUAUUAUAAGCUUUAAAAACUCGAGGCGCAUUUUGCUCGUUUUUUAAACAGUACAUAAGCCCACCUCCGAAGUAUUUUACUAAAACCUGGUAUGCUCUCUUUGACAGAGAAAGAUCAUUUUGAAGAGUGCGCCGUGACAGUUCAUCAAGAGUGUGUCCAAUACUACGUCAACGUAAUAAUGACGGAUCACCAGAUCUGCCAAGACGCUGAAGAACUCAACAAAUGUUAUGAUUUAACCAGCAAGAAGCUAAAUUGUGAAGCCAAGAUAAUCAAGCAUUAUUCCCGCAUGGUGGAAGAUGUAGCUCAUAAAGUGAUCAGUUUAUUAAGUAGUCAUAUGAAAUACCUGUGCAGUUAA